AGCAAGUAUGCCCGGGGUAUUCGUUCCGCACAUACCCUCUACCAAAACAAUACCUCAAUCCUUUUUCUUCAAUUGUUAAGUAGAAUGAGUGUCAAUUGGGUGACAUUUCAAGGAGAAGACGUGAAGGAGCCAUACUUGCUCGAAGAAGAGUUCAUCUUAAAGACAUAUGGCGAAAUUGCUCUGUCGCUACUUUGUGUACCCCCAAGCAAUAAAUCAUGGACGAGUACCAGCGGCAAAUUGUAUCUUACGAACAAAAGACUUAUUUAUGUACCUACGACCAGCACAGACGACUUUAAAAGUUUCCAGACACCUAUAUGUAACCUAAAAGAUACGAAGCUAAACCAACCGUUUUUUGGCGCAAACUAUUAUUCGGGACUUGUAGUUCCAGUUCAGAACGGUGGCAUUCCUUCAGACGCAGAGAUGAGACUCCAAUUUAAUGAAGGCGGCAUCUUCGAUUUUGUGGAAUCGCUACAACGGUUGAUUCAACGCUACCAAGAAGUGGGAAAUGUUGGACAUGUACAGCAUUUAGAGCCACUGCCACCAUACCACCGUCCAAGUUCGAGCCAAGAUAGACCUCCUUUGUAUGAUGACGCCGUUAGACAUGCUUGAAACCAAGGUGACGAGAAGCCUGUGGCAUACACAUGCCACGCACUGUGUCGAUAGGGUAUUGCUGCAUUUUUUUGUUGGUAUUGCAUUGCAUGCAAGUUUUUUAUUUUCAUGAAGUCAUUUCAUUUUGUUCGUUAAAUCUGUCUGAAACACAUUCGUAAAAAGCGAAAAUGAUAAUACGUGAUGUGGCAUAACUCGACCAAAGAACGCAUAAGAAGUGCACAACGAAGAUGAUGGGUCACAGUCCGUAGGCACGUUCGUGGUCUGUCCAAAGUCGUUAUUUACAGCAUUCUUUCCUUAAAAGUGCUUGUACAGAAACUCGGCGCAUUCCUCAAGCAUAUAGUCAGGCGUUUCAUGCUUUACUCCGGGAUACGUCUUUUUCAACAACUCAGCGCAUUGUAGUUUAGGCAAGAAUGCGUCUGUGUAGCGAACAGGGACCAACGUAUCAUCAGCACCGCUGAGAACUGCGAGGUGCUUUCCCUUAAUAAGCUCCGGGUUUGGGCCGACACGCUCAAUCAAUUCAACCAAUUUGGGGGGAAUAAUGCGAUCGGUUACUUGUAUAUCGGAUUCUUUGGCACGUUCGCACAUCAUUUCCGUGUAGGAAGGGCAACCGAUCAUCACACAAGCCGUAGUAAUACGUUCGUCUGUCGGUUAGUAACAAGAUGGAAAAACGAAUGCCGAGUGCGAGGCUUGCAAGUGUUACUGUGCAUUUGAAGCAACACACACGCACAUAUAUAUAUUUGUUCGCUUGUGUUUUCAUACCAUUAAGCAAAUGCCAGACAGUGUGUCCUCCCAGUGAGACACCAUAUGCAGCAUAAGAAGCGACUUGAUGAUGGUUAUCGGGGAAAAGAAUAAUUGGAACAAGGUCAAGAAUCAUGCGGGCAUCGUUAACGGCACCGUAGAGGAAAGAGAAUUGAUCGAUGCUGAAUGAAUUAGUAUGAAGAACACAAUGUGGUAAUUGCAAUCACAAAAAGGUGGAACAGCUCUCUAUCGACUCGAUAAUCCAGCCAUGACAAGAAUGAAAAGCCACUUUGUAUGCAUAACACAUGGUCAAGAACAUAUUUAGGAAAGCUAUCACAUGUUCGAAAAACCGAAUAACUUGUUUUUCGUCAAGAGAACUGCAAACCAAAAUCCACUUACAAAUGGGUCUCAUUUCCACUUUUCCAGGAACGACUAAAU
Messenger RNA from Schizosaccharomyces japonicus yFS275, 1785 nucleotides. Its product is annotated as WW domain binding protein-2. The coding region runs from base 85 to 609 and encodes 174 amino acids. NCBI's taxonomy places the organism in Eukaryota, Fungi, Ascomycota, Schizosaccharomycetes, Schizosaccharomycetales, Schizosaccharomycetaceae. The record is from RefSeq and is a predicted model, not a curated record. Gene Ontology annotation, molecular function: transcription coactivator activity. The transcript has 4 exons.